This is a messenger RNA of Atta colombica, 1048 nucleotides long. RefSeq names its product alcohol dehydrogenase [NADP(+)] A. Bases 71 to 1048 code for a protein of 325 amino acids. Gene Ontology annotation, molecular function: aldose reductase (NADPH) activity. The record is from RefSeq and is a predicted model, not a curated record. Gene Ontology annotation, cellular component: cytosol. NCBI's taxonomy places the organism in Eukaryota, Metazoa, Arthropoda, Insecta, Hymenoptera, Formicidae. The transcript is spliced from 4 exons.
UAUAGUAAUAUAGUCCAUCCUGAUUUUAAAACGUACAGUUUGAUUUCUACGUUGUUAUAAGACAUUGAAUAUGGCUCAACAAAAUUCAAGUAUAUCUCUGUCAACAGGGCAACAAAUGCCCAUUUUAGGAUUUGGAACAUGGCACGCAAGCGGAGAAGAACUAGAAGCAGCUCUGGAUGCAGCUUUGAAAGCCGGAUAUAGGCAUAUCGAUACGGCUACAGUAUACGAAAAUGAACGUUUUAUUGGUAACGUCUUAAAAAAAUGGUUGGAUUCAGGCAGAAUCAAGCGAUCCGAUCUGUUUAUUGUGACUAAGGUACCUCCUAGUGGUAACAGAUCCGGUGAUAUAGAAAAGUGGCUGAAAAGAUCACUUCGUAAUUUGCAUUUGACCUACAUAGAUUUAUAUCUUGUGCAUACUCCAUUUGCAUAUCAAGAUGCUGGAGAAGAGUUUCAUCCUCUUAAUGAACAAGGAGAAAUAAUGAUUGAUACUGAUACAGACCAUCUACAAAUAUGGUCUGCAAUGGAGAAUCAAGUAGUGCAAGGACGUACUAAAGCGAUUGGAUUGAGCAACUUUAACAUUACACAAAUUAAAAAAAUUUUGGAUAACGCUAAAUUACCUGUUUCCAAUUUGCAAAUUGAAUUACAUGUGCAUUUCCAACAGAACAAACUGGUGAAGUUUUGUCAGAACCACGACAUCAGUGUAACAGCGUACGCUCCUUUGGGUUCACGUGGAUUUGUUGAAAAAAUAGGUAAGAGAGACACUGUACCGGACUCAUUAAAAAACAUAACUGUAUUAGAAAUUGCAAAAAAAUAUGAAAAAACGCCUGCACAAAUAUUACUUAAACAUAUAAUUCAAAAAGGUAUAGCGACUGUACCGAAAAGCGUUAAUCCUUUAAGAAUUAAAGAAAAUAUUGAAUUAUUCGAUUGGAAACUCGAAACUGAAGAUGUUGAUAAGUUAAAUGCUUUGGAUAUGGGAGAAUCUGCACGCGUGUGUGAUUUUAGGUCAGGUUUUUUCAAAAGUCUAUCAAAGCAUCCAGAAUUUCCUUUUUAA